AUGGCGGAGACAUGCACGCGGAGUGCCCGGGCGAGUUCAGCGCCGAUUGCGGAGCUGCUGCAUCUCCCGCUGCUGUCGCAGUCGUGGUCGCCGGAGGAAGAUCGCGAGCUAGAGCGAGCAUUGGCGAGGCAUGCGGAUAGCAAGCUGUCUCCGUUACAGAGGUACCUGCUAGUGGCCGCGUGUAUGCCGAGCAAGACGGCUAGAGACGUGGCAAUUCGCUGCAGAUGGCGCGACAAGGCUCCAGAGCCGCACAAGCGGAAGCUCGGAAGCCCGCAGGCCACUUCGCCGCGGAAGAAGGCAUCGCGCAGCACAGAAGUGCGCGGAGCAGCAGCAGCAGCGGACGCAGCGCAUAACGAGGCAGUCAAUGAGGAGGACAGGCUGCUGGCGCAGGGUCUGGGCGAAUCGCCGCCAGUGAAAGCGGAGGACGGUUCAAAAACAUCGCAGGCAGCACGAGGGUCGUUUGAAUCACCCGGCUCGUCAGUGUCACCCACGUCAGUGCUCACAGCCAUGGCAUCACCACCUGUAGCCAUGCAGCCGUCGUCCCCUUUAUUGGUGUCUGCGGUACCGUGGAGUGUGCCGGUGGAGCAGGAGGCGCGGCUGGCGCACAGCACUGUGCUUAUUGAGAAGAUUAAGGAGGCACUUCGUCUGCAAAAGCAGCUGAAGCGCAAUCUAGCAUUGUCCGUGGAAAGUCCCUCCGUGCGCGAGCACCUGCGCGUACUGAGCCACCACGCGGACAGCCGCGCAGCCGCGGACGCGCUGGCGGGGAGAACUUCCCGCCGCUCCGCGGACGCUGCAGACACUGCGGGCGCUGCAAGGGGCGCUGCGGACGCGGAGGGGGACGCUGCGGACGCUGCAGACACUGCGGGCGCUGCGGACGCGGGGGGAAACGGGGGAAGCGGAAAGCAGCGAGCCAUGCGGGAGUGGCACCCUCACUUCCUCUCCCCACUGCCGCUGCAUGCCGUCCGCCUGUCGCCAUCCACGCGUCAGUUUGCCGCCCAGAGCGCCAACCUCGAGUACCUCCUGACGCUCGACGCCGACCGCUUGCUGUGGUCGUUCCGGCGGACGGCGGGAGAGGAGCCAAUAGGGAAGCCGUAUGGGGGAUGGGAGAACCCUAAUAGUGAACUGAGGGGACACUUCGUGGGGCACUACCUGAGCGCAUCAGCCCUGGCGUGGGCGUCAACGGGCAACACAACCCUUAAAGCCCGCAUGGAGUAUCUGGUGGGAGAGCUGGACACGUGUCAGCAGCGCAUUGGCUCAGGGUACCUCUCUGCGUUUCCCGAGGAGUUCUUUGACCGUGUGGAGGCAAUCAAGCCCGUGUGGGCGCCCUACUACACCGUGCAUAAGAUCAUGGCUGGCCUGUUGGACCAAUACCAGCUGGGCGGCAGCCGGGCGGCGCUGCGCAUGCUGACGUGGAUGGUGGAGUACUUCCGGGGGCGCGUGCAGCGAGUCAUCGAGCGCCACACGGUGGCGCGCCAUUGGCUGUCGCUCAACGAGGAGUUUGGAGGCAUGAACGACCUGCUGUACCGCCUAUAUGCCAUCACUAGAGACCCCCACCACUUGGAGCUGGCCCAUCUAUUCGACAAGCCGUGCUUCUUGGGUCCACUAGCGGUGGGCGCAGACGACCUGCCGGGGCUGCACGCCAACACGCACAUCCCCAUCGCCAUCGGCGCUCAGAUGCGCUACGAGGCCACAGGGGAUAGCCUUUACCGGCACCUCUCACACCACUUCCUCUCCCUCGUCAACACCUCGCACUCCUUCACCUCUGGAGGCACCUCUGCCUUCGAGUUCUGGCAGGAGCCGCAUCGGAGUGGGCAUAUACUGGCACAGGAGGACCAGGAGUCCUGCACCACUUACAACAUGCUGAAGAUGGCGCGCAAUGCUUUCCGCUGGACGCGCUCAGUGCGCUUCAUGGACUACUAUGAGCGCGCCAUGAUGAAUGGGGUCAUGGGCAUUCAGCGCGGCACACAGCCGGGAGUGAUGACAUACAUGCUACCGCACGGACCAGGGAACAGCAAGGCACGCGGUUACCACGGCUGGGGCACGCCUUUCGACUCCUUCUGGUGCUGCUACGGCACGGGCAUCGAGUCCUUUGCAAAGCUUGGAGAUUCUAUUUACUUUGAGUCUCCAGUCAAGGACAGCUGGCGGAAUAACACCGACAGGCAGCGUGUCUUUUCUUCUUCUGCCACGUCAAGAUCCUCCUCCGUUCCUCGCCUGUACGUGGCCCAGUUCGUCUCCAGCGUGCUGACGUGGCAGUCCGCACAGCUGGCUCUCCAGAUGACUGCCACGUGGCCCUCCUCCAUCCGACCGAUCCUGGAGGUCCAGCUGGCAGUGAUUCCUUGGAAGGGGGGGAACGAGGAGGGUGGUCGAGCGGCAACAGGGAGAGCAGAGGGAGCAGAAGCAGAGGGGGCAGCAUCAGGGGGAGGGGAGGGAGAGAGAAAGUUCCUGCGAGUGCGGAGGGGGUGGAGGGAGGGUGACGUCAUCGCUCUCAACAUCUCCUUCACGCUCCGUGUGGAGCGCAUUCAAGACGACCGCCCCCAAUACGCUUCACUCCACUCCAUCCUCUUUGGUCCGCAUCUACUAGUCGGCCUAACGGACGGCGAUCGCCAGCUCAUUCCGGGCUUCGACCCGUCACACCCUGCCACGUGGAUCCGGCCUGUGGACCCUGAGGUGCUCAACCAGCAGCUGAUCUCCCUGUCGCUGUUCGCACCACCACGUCAGCUGCCAGAUCAGCUGCCACGUCAGCAGGGGCAAGACGGCGAUGAGAGUGCCAGUGGCAGUGAUGAGAGCGCUGAGAUGUAUGUUGUCUGGCGACGGAGCAAUGAGACGCAGCCAAUGGCAGGUGGCACACGUGGCAAUCCCUUAGUGGCUGGGCUGACAGGUGGCAGGCCAGGAGAGGGAACAGAGGAGGCCAUGUCAGCAACGUUCAGAGUGAGAAGGCCGGUGGAAAGAAAGGGAGGGGACAAUGGUUUGAUUCUGAAGGGAAGAGGUGAGGAGGAAGAGGCAGGGAAUGGAGAACAGGGAGAGCGGUGGGAGCAAGGAGAGAAGGAGGAUGAGGAGUGGCGGUGGGACAGCGGCGGUAUGGCUGCUCUGAUUGGCCGGGAGAUCUCUCUCGAGCCGCUGGAGAUUCCUGGAAGCUUCCUGGCCGUGGACUGGUGCGGUGUGGGUAGUGCGGGGCGCACAGAGGGGGAGGGGGAGGUGGGUGAGGGAGCAGCAGCAGCAGCAGCAGCGUCAGGGUCAGGUGGAGAGACGUGGAGGGUGGUGUGGCAGACGAGGAGUGAGAUGGAUGCGUGCCGGAGUGACAUGCUGCAGGGAGGCAAGGCUGAGACGACUGGAGUAAUGGGUGCAUGCCAGGAUGGGCGGGCUUCUGUCUUCCGACUCGUUGCCGGGGAGGAGGAGGGCAGCAGGGAAGGGUUGCAGCUGGAAGGGCCGAGAGUGGAAGUGGUGAGGUUGGAGCUGGCAGACUGCCCCGAGUGGGUUAUUUCUCUGGACGGUGGCAGCAGCCGUGGAAGUGCCAGCAGUCUUGCCAGUGGCAGCACAGCAGCCAGCCUCAUGGUUCAACACGCAGGAAAACCGUCCAUUUCCUUGGCCCCUCCUCUCCCGCUUUCUUCUCCCUCGGUGCUCUUCUCUGUCCAUGAGGGCCUGGCAGCAGGCAGCGCCAUGAGCUUCGUUGCCAAGGGAGCCACGCGGGACUUCCUGCUGCAGCCCAUCUCAGAGCUGAGAGAUGAGCGCUACACCUCCUACUUCAAUGUCUCUGCUACUACUCCUACCGCUCCGCCCUCGCCUCCCCCAUCUCCUCCCUCUCCCGCUCCUUCUCCCUCACCACCCUCUCCUGCUCCAUCCCAUUCGUACUGA
Closterium sp. NIES-65 is the source of this 3852-nucleotide messenger RNA. The record is from the annotation of a GenBank genome assembly. NCBI's taxonomy places the organism in Eukaryota, Viridiplantae, Streptophyta, Zygnematophyceae, Desmidiales, Closteriaceae.